Messenger RNA from Pezoporus flaviventris, 1208 nucleotides. RefSeq names its product LRP2 binding protein (gene LRP2BP). The transcript has 8 exons. Lineage: Eukaryota; Metazoa; Chordata; Aves; Psittaciformes; Psittacidae. The coding region runs from base 143 to 1141 and encodes 332 amino acids. Gene Ontology annotation, molecular function: protein binding. The record is from RefSeq and is a predicted model, not a curated record.
CCGGCGGCUCGGGCAGCCCGACACCAGCGAGGGCCGCGGCCGCUCUCCCGGCCUGCCGUCACCCGGCGCGGCUGGCGGGCUCGGCUUCCCGCCCACUUGGAGGCUCGCCACCCCGUUGCCCUCGGCCUCCCGCCGGGGCGGGAUGAAGCUGCGCAGCGAGCGGCUACCCCUGGCCUACAGCACCCAGCUCGCCCCUGAGGCAUCAGCAGAGAACUGCAACCAUGCUGCUUUAUUUGCAAAAGCUGAGGAGCUGUUGGUGAAGAGAAUGGCAAGCGGAGAUCCUGUGGCAUGGUUUUUGAGAGGACAACUGUACUACGAAGAGGGGUUGUAUGAAGAAGCAUUAAUACAAUUUGAAAAAAUCAAGGAUGUAGAUUUUCAAGCAAUGUAUCAGUUUGGUGUAAUGCAUUAUGAUGGACUAGGCACUACAGAAGACCCUGAGAGGGGAGUGGAAUACAUGAAGAAAAUACUCUACUCUGAUUCCCCAAAAGCAAGACGCUUGAAGUUUGCAGCUGCAUACAAUCUUGGCAGAGCAUAUUAUGAAGGAUGUGGUGUCAAGCAGUCAACUGAAGAAGCUGAAAGGUUGUGGCUUUUUGCUGCGGACCAUGGAAAUCCAAAAGCAAGCAUAAAGGCCCAGAGUACUUUAGGAAUGCUUUAUUCUAUGUCAGCUCAAAAAGACCUGAAGAAGGCCUUUUUCUGGCAUUCAGAAGCAUGUGGCAAUGGAAGUCUGGAAUCACAGGGAGCACUCGGUGUUAUGUAUCUCUAUGGACAAGGUAUAGGUCAAAACGCUAAGGCUGCUUUGGAGUGUUUGAGAGAAGCAGCACAACGUGGCAACAUCUAUGCUCAAGGUCAUCUUGUAGAAUACUAUUACAAUAGAAAAUUUUACUCAACAGCUGCUGCAGUAGCCAAAAGAAUUACAGACCAUGAUGACAUCAAUACGCUAGCAAAGAUAACCGACUGUCUUCCCGCAUAUGUUGCCAAGGGGGUUGCCAUGGCUGCUUUCUACUUGGGUAGAUGCCUCCAGCUUGGCCUAGGUGUACAGCAAGAUCAAGCUGCUGCUUCAAAACACUAUUCUAGGGCAUGUCUUCUGGAUCCUGAUGUUGCUGCUGACCUUCAGCUGGCAGCUAAUCUUGGGAAAAUUUAGCAUUUCCUUUAGCUGUGACUGGUAUAUGAAUGUACUACCACAAUAAACCAUCUUUAAUCUGAAGCAA